AUGAAAGUACUGGAUUCUAACCAGUACGGAGCUGUCCCAAAGUCCUCCACCACUAUCGCCUUGCUCAGCAUGAUCCAUGAGUGGAUCACAGGAACUGACGGCAACGGAUCUACUGUUAGAACGAUCCUUUUUUAUUAUAGAAAGGCUUUCGAUCUGAUAGAUCAUGCCAUUCUAAUCAAUAAAUUAAGUAAACUAGAUCUUCCUAUUAGUGUAGUCAACUGGAUUAUUGAUUUUCUAAGUAACCGGUUCCAAAGAAUCAAACUGCCUGAGGAAUGCCUCUCUGAGUGGACCUCAGUUCCAUCAGGAGUCCCUAAGGGGACGAAAUCGGGGCCUUGGUUGUUUGUGGUUAUGAUAAACGACCUGGUAAUCGAUGGCGGGCGUGUCUGGAAAUAUGUAGACAACACUAAUGCAUCUGAAGUUGUCGGAAAGGGCGCGGUUAGUAGUGCCCAAAUUAUUGCUGAUAAGGUAGUCGAGUGGUCUCUGGCUAACAGUCCAGCUCAAUAA
Stylophora pistillata is the source of this 504-nucleotide messenger RNA. RefSeq lists its product as uncharacterized. NCBI's taxonomy places the organism in Eukaryota, Metazoa, Cnidaria, Anthozoa, Scleractinia, Pocilloporidae. The record is from RefSeq and is a predicted model, not a curated record.